This is a messenger RNA of Plasmodium cynomolgi strain B, 243 nucleotides long. RefSeq lists its product as hypothetical. The annotation marks the transcript as partial. Lineage: Eukaryota; Apicomplexa; Aconoidasida; Haemosporida; Plasmodiidae. The transcript has a single exon. The record is from RefSeq and is a predicted model, not a curated record.
AUGUUAAAGAGCAGCAAAUUGGUUCUUCUGGUACUCACCCUGUUGAACCUUGCAGUGAGUAAAAAGACGAAAAGCUCUUCGCUUUACCAUUUCUUGGGCACAUUCAAUGACCACCUAGGGAAGAAUCAUGACCUGCUUCUUACACCGUACAAGCAUAGAAAGAGAGUAGAGGCAACUGGGGUGCCAAAACGUAAGUUUACAAAAUAUCACAAAAAGUAUGGCAAAAAUGUACUCCACGAAAGU